Messenger RNA from Symbiodinium pilosum, 627 nucleotides. Lineage: Eukaryota; Dinophyceae; Suessiales; Symbiodiniaceae. The record is from the annotation of a GenBank genome assembly.
AUGGCACCCCCUGGCCCUGGCCAGAACGGCGAAUCCGUAGGAGUGAUGCAGCAGAUGAUCCAGGCCUUGCUCGCACGGCUGAAGACGCUCAUUGACUCUUUUGGGGCCAAGCAGUCGGUUGGUGUUGAGAACCGAUUCUAUUUCGACGAGACGGAGAAAAUCUGGAAGCUGCAAGGGGGCGAAACGGCAGAAGAACGUGCCGAAGCUGAGGCUUUCAGGUUCCAUACAGGCAGGGGUCUGUCAUCAAGCCUGGCACCUGCAACAACGGCGUGUGAUGCUACACGCGGGGACUGGCAUGAUGGCAAUGCUUUGCCGCCGCCACCGCCAGCCAUGGGUCCGGUAAGUUCGUCUCUGCACGGUGCAUCGGAGACGCCGCAGUUCAUGCCGUCCUUGGCUCACCCAGUGUAUGCUCCACAGGGCCUGGGCCAGGCAAGUGGACAGAGCAAUGCGCCCCGUGCACCUAGCACCGCAAAUGGCCCCGCAAAUCCUCAGCAUGAGGCUGGCAGCGCACCUCCACUCGCCAAUCCUUUCGCCCAAAUCUCGAAGCAACCCCUUUCGACACCCUUUGGUGCAGGGCAGCCCGGCCAACGGCCGGUGCUGGCUUCUCCCUUCGCACCGGCACUGUAG